This is a messenger RNA of Prorocentrum cordatum, 278 nucleotides long. The record is from the annotation of a GenBank genome assembly. Lineage: Eukaryota; Dinophyceae; Prorocentrales; Prorocentraceae.
GUGGUUCGGCUAUUGAAGCUGAUGCCGGACGUCGACACCAGCGACGGCGCCAAGCUGUGGGCCGAAGGAGGCAAAUGGCCAGAUGGCAGGAAGAUCCUGAAGACCCUCACAAGCUCAGCAUCGAAGAUGAGCGGCGAUCACCCACCGAACGUCUUCGCGGCCGUUCUCGCUACCAUCGAGCGGUACCAAGAGCACGAGAAAAGCCUUCAGGGACUCGACGACGAGACACACGAGGCCAUGCUCACGGUGGCGCUCACUCGCCUCCGGAGCGACCCGAG